Molecule: messenger RNA, 2836 nt
Organism: Formica exsecta
Lineage: Eukaryota; Metazoa; Arthropoda; Insecta; Hymenoptera; Formicidae
Gene: Gnptab
Product: N-acetylglucosamine-1-phosphotransferase subunits alpha/beta
Exons: 6
Coding region: 238-2562 (774 amino acids)
Biological process (GO): carbohydrate phosphorylation; N-glycan processing to lysosome
Cellular component (GO): Golgi apparatus
Molecular function (GO): UDP-N-acetylglucosamine-lysosomal-enzyme N-acetylglucosaminephosphotransferase activity
Source: RefSeq, a predicted model, not a curated record
UCUAACUGAAAUUAUAUGAAUGCUAAUUUUAACCGUCGGUUAAUCUAACCGGACUUGGUGAAAUUGGCCCUUUGUCCCAGAAGAGGAAAUCCAUAAAGGAAGGAAGAAGACGGGUGCUUGAUGGGUUGCAUGAAAAACGCUAGCGUGGUUGGACUCUUUGUAAAAAAAGAAGAAUCGGAAAAACUUGGCAAGUAAUACCAAGCCAUUCCAGAUGGUUUUAGAAUUGAUAGUCGGGCAAUGUUAAUUGCAUCAAACAUUUUUAUUAAUAUAAUGAGCACAUGGAAGUUGAUACAGCGACGAUGUUACGAUUUACUCUCGUAUAAAUAUUCGUUGCUCGUGAUACUGGUGGCAUUUACUUGCAUAUUCAUCGGCAUAGUACAUUUCGGCGAGGUAUGGUUAACAUGGAGCAAGGAAAAAUACGAGGCAGUGUUUCAUUCUUUCAACGACAAUAUCUUAGGAAAAUCUUUCCAAAAGAAAUUGUGCCAACAUGUCCCUAUAGAUGUGGUUUAUACAUGGGUAAAUGGCUCCGAUCCGGUGUUCUUAGAAAAUCUUCAGAAGCACGUCCCCAUUGUGGAUCUUAGCGCUGCAGCAUCGAGAUUCAGUGAUAAAGAUGAAUUACGCUAUUCGUUGCGAUCAUUGGAAAUGUAUGCACCCUGGGUGAGGCAUGUUUACAUCGUUACCAAUGGUCAAAUACCAAGUUGGCUUGAUAUGGAUAAUCCUCGGAUGACCCUAGUCAGUCAUGAAGAUAUUUUUUUAAAUAAAAGUGAUUUACCAACUUUUUCUAGUCCUGCUAUUGAAAGUCAUAUUCAUAGGUGCUUGGAAAUAUGUAUGAAUCCACAUUAUUACAUAAUGAAAUAUGCACAAUAUGCAACAACAUUUUUGCGUUCUUUCAGAAUACCUGGAAUCUCUGAUAAAUUUUUAUAUUUUAACGAUGACGUAAUGUUAGGUACUGAGGUAUGGCCGGAAGAUUUUAUAACUCAAGCAGGUGGACAUAAAGUAUAUCUAGCAUGGUGGGUUCCGGAUUGCUCUGAAGUAUGUCCUUGGGCAUGGGUUGGCGAUGGAUCUUGUGAUCAUGCUUGUAAUACUACAUUAUGCGAAUUUGAUGGUGGAGAUUGUCAAACAAGCACUGUCCCUAUUGACAGUGAGACUGUGAAAGAAAAAGGCGAUUAUUUAUAUAAAUAUUUGGAAGAUUCUCGUGAAAACAAUAAUAAUGGGUUAAAUAAUAUUUUGCAUAAUAAAAAUGUCGUUGAUUUGUCAUGGAAUGAUAUACCAGUGUCCACAGUUCAAACAUUGCCUUUGUAUAAUCUUAAUACUUUUAAGCCCAUUUACACACUUGACAAUCUCAAAAAUAAUAGUAAUGUGGAAUUGAAUAUGCAAAGUAAUGCAUACGUAAAAUUUGACAAUAGAGAAAACUAUCAAUCUGCAAAAGAUGUCCUUCAGCCUAUAUAUUCUAAAUUUUUACAAAAAAAUCCUAUAAGCAAAACUGCUAAUCAUAUUGAACAAUUAAGACGCUACCGUAAUGACAUAAAUCUUGCACCAUCUAACAGUUCUAUUAAGUUUGGUAAAUUCUCAUAUUCCAAUCAAUGGAAACACAAUACACGAGGACUUGAUACUUACGCGGAAUCUUUACUGUAUGUUAACAAGAUAUAUAAUAUCGCCUAUGGUCUCGAACGAAGAAGAGUACCAGCGCAUAUGCCACAUUUAAUAGAUAAAUGGAUUGUAAAUGACAUGCAAGAGAAAUUCAAGUUUGAAUUUAAGAAAACGUCUAAUCAUAAAUUGAGAGAUUCCGAAGACAUGCAAUUCGCAUUUUCUUAUUUCUAUUUUUUGUCCAGUGAAAAACGGAAAGUACCCAUCGAGGAGAUAUUUGAUAUGUUUGAUACUGACAAAUCACGAACUUGGUCAGAUAGAGAAAUAAGAACGCUUUUAUCAAGAUUAUACCCAUUACCACUAGAUUACAAUCUAGUCAUGGAAUUUGAAAACGCGAUAACGAAUUGCUCUCAUGAUAUAAUUUUAUCACAAAUUAUUGAUGUCCCGCCUGGAGAAAGAUAUCUAGAUUCUACCCUCCCGGUGGUUUCUAAAGAAUUAAUAUUAAAUUGUGAAUCGGUGUCUAAAAAAAUGCAAUCGAAAUUCGGCGAAAGUAGCCGGUAUCCGCAUGAAAUAAUCAAAGCCGGAAAAAAUGAAAUUUUUGAGAUGUUGAUCAGCAAUGUUUCUUUAACGGUACAAUUGCUCGAUGAAAUUCGAAGAGAACCCAAAAAGUUUAUUUGCUUGAAUGAUGAUAUGGACGCCAUUCGGCGUUCUGAGAACGAAAUCAUUCGUGCCUUAUUGAAUGAUUUCUAUCGUUCGUUAUAUCCGUUGCGAAGUAGUUUUGAAUUGCCGGCGCAGUAUCGAAAUCGUUUCUCUCAUAGGCAUGAGCUUCUCGAGUGGCGGGCGAAUCGUGCAAAAGCUAGAAAUUUAUUAUUAUGCCUUGUGAUGUUGCUUCUUACCCUUAUAUUUUAUCACAUAUUUUACCAUCAUAUACGUAGAUUAUGCAGAACUCGAGAGUUAUCUACAUUUCUUGUGUAAAAAAUUAAUAAUAAAUCUAAACUAUAUGCGAAUGUAAAGUUUUAUAAUGGAAUUGAUAAUUGUAUAUAUAUUAUAUAAUUAAAAGAUUAAUAUUUGUGGGAAGAUUAGUACAUGGUAAGAACUUCCAAUUUGAUAUUUUUUAAAACUAAAUAACUAUAUUUCUCUGUGAUAUAGAAUAAACAUUUUUUAUAUAAUUACAUUUUAGAAUAAAAACCAAAACUGAAUAUGUAAACAAAAAACGUAAAUAAUAAAUGUAUCUGAAGAUUGAAAACCU